UUCACUUCUAAUUAGCACUUCUAUCUCAAGUUUUCUCUCCAGAGAACAUAUAGAUACAUACAUACUAUUUCAAUUCUCUCUAAAUUUAUGGACAAAGAACAACAAUACAAGAGCGUAUUUCGACACAUGGACGCGAACGGAGACGGCAAGUUAUCGGCACCGGAGCUUCAAAUAUGCAUUGGAAAGAUUGGAGGCGAGUUGUCAUUGGAAGAGGCAGAGAUGGUAGCUGAAUUAAUUGAUUCGGAUGGAGACGGGUUAUUAAGCAUGGAAGAUUUGGUUAAAGUGGUUGAAAGCGCAAACGAAGAAGAAAAAAAUAACGACUUGAAGAAGGCGUUUAAAAUGUAUGAAGAAAUGGAAGGCAGCGGGUGCAUAACCCCGAAAAGCUUGAAAAGGAUGCUUAGUAAAUUGGGAGAGUCAAGAAGCGUUGAUGAUUGUAAGAUGAUGAUUGCUAGGUUUGAUAUUAACGGGGACGGUGUGCUUAAUUUCGAAGAAUUCAGGCUUAUGAUGUCCUGAUAUGAUAUGAUCCAUCAGCUACUAGAUAUAUAUUCAACCGAGAUUCCGGUUCACGUAUAUAUUUUGGUCUCAUUCCUUUUUUGGUAUCACAUAUUCUUUUGUAUCUGGAUAUUCUUUCUUUUUUUUUUUUAAUUUUAUUCAUUGUAAUUCUAUGAGGGUGAAUACAGAGUUCGAGAUCAUAUCAUUAAACA
This is a messenger RNA of Erigeron canadensis, 704 nucleotides long. RefSeq names its product calcium-binding protein CML38-like. Gene Ontology annotation, molecular function: calcium ion binding. The coding region runs from base 88 to 513 and encodes 141 amino acids. The transcript has a single exon. The record is from RefSeq and is a predicted model, not a curated record. NCBI's taxonomy places the organism in Eukaryota, Viridiplantae, Streptophyta, Magnoliopsida, Asterales, Asteraceae.